Molecule: messenger RNA, 3759 nt
Organism: Vombatus ursinus (common wombat)
Lineage: Eukaryota; Metazoa; Chordata; Mammalia; Diprotodontia; Vombatidae
Gene: GPM6B
Product: glycoprotein M6B
Exons: 8
Coding region: 492-1421 (309 amino acids)
Biological process (GO): central nervous system myelination; axon development
Cellular component (GO): myelin sheath; plasma membrane
Molecular function (GO): structural constituent of myelin sheath
Source: RefSeq, a predicted model, not a curated record
UUCUCUAAGUAUGCCUGCCAUCCCCAGCCCUGAGGAUCCUCUGACCUUCCCACAGCGGGUGAAUAAAUCCCCCUCCCAACCCCCGCCUCUGCUCAGGGGUCCCAAAGGAAGCUGCGGGCUUCCCAGCCUGCUUUGGCUUCCAUUCAUUCCGUGUUCACAAAGCCCCCCGGCUCUGACGUCAGCUCCCCUUAGCUCGGCCAGCCCCGGCGCAAGCUGAGCUCCAGUGGCGCGAGCCCGAAGCCAGAGAGAGCGAGAGACAGAGCCUGGCUUUCCCCUGCCCGCUCACCCCCGCCCGCGUGGAGCUCGCUGCUGCACGUGCCCUUCUCCCCCCCCUUUCCUUGUGCCAGCCCCGACUUAGCCGGGAGAGAGAGCGAGCAGCGGCCACAGCUCCAAGGCAAUACCUGCAAACUUGACCAAGCCUCCCAGCCUAGCGUCUACAACCCCCUGCACGACAAGCCAGCGCCAGAAGCAUCCACUCCCCUUUCCCAGCCAUGGCGAUCACCAGACCAGAAAUGGAAAUUGGCAGGUACCACUGGAUGUACGAGAGUUCAAGGCCACACCAGUACCGGCAUGUGCCAGCUCUGAGAGACAGUGUUAGUCCUUUGAGCGCUCCAGGGUGCUUUGAAUGCUGCAUCAAGUGUCUGGGAGGAGUGCCCUAUGCUUCCCUUGUGGCCACCAUUCUCUGCUUCUCUGGAGUCGCUUUGUUUUGCGGCUGUGGACACGUUGCCCUAGCUGGGACCAUAUCCAUUCUGGAGCAGCACUUCUCCACAAAUGCCAGUGACCAUGCCCUACUGAGUGAGGUGAUACAGCUGAUGCAGUAUGUCAUCUAUGGAAUCGCAUCCUUUUUCUUCUUGUAUGGGAUCAUUCUGUUGGCAGAAGGCUUUUACACCACGAGUGCAGUGAAAGAGCUGCAUGGGGAGUUUAAAACAACAGUCUGUGGCCGGUGCAUCAGUGGAAUGUUUGUUUUCCUCACCUAUGUGCUUGGAUUGGCCUGGCUUGGGGUCUUUGGCUUCUCGGCUGUGCCAGUCUUUAUGUUCUAUAACAUAUGGUCAACUUGUGAAGUCAUCAAAUCCCCUCAGACAAAUUCAACAGCAACGGGGAGCCAGAUCUGUGUGGAUAUCAGGCAAUAUGGUAUCAUCCCUUGGAAUGCCUUGCCAGGCAGGGCAUGUGGCUCAACCUUAGAAAGCAUCUGCAACACGAAUGAGUUCUAUAUGUCCUAUCACUUGUUCAUCGUGGCCUGUGCUGGAGCUGGUGCCACUGUGAUUGCACUGAUCCACUUCCUCAUGAUACUGUCUUCUAACUGGGCUUACUUAAAGGAUGCAAGCAAAAUGCAGGCCUACCAGGAUAUCAAAGCAAAAGAAGAACAGGAACUUCAGGAUAUCCAGUCUCGGUCAAAAGAACAGCUCAAUUCUUACACAUAAAUGUUUGCCAGAGUAAUUCAACAGAAGAAUUUAUAACUCUGACAAAUCAUCAAACGGCUGCUCUGCAAUACAGAUGUAUAUCCACCAAACAAACAUAGGAGUACAAAAACUUCACUGUCAAGCUCCUGGGACUUGUUUCUAGGAAAACCUUCCACUGGGUAAAUCUUUCUUCCUUUAGAACAGAUAUUGGAGGUUUCAUGUCAGCCAUUUUAAAAGGCAACACUUUUGACACAAUGAUUGUUUAUAACCCUUCUGAGAUUAAUGAAUGGCAUUCCCACAUUUCACUUUGCCUCUGUUGGUGUGGUCACUGUAACAAUGGGAAUCACUCAUGCUCUUUAGUAGGAGCUCUCAACUUUCCAGCAUUAGGAAGUUUAUCUAAGUACAUAUAAAUGCCAAUAGUAACCUACCUACCAAGAUCCCUUUCUGACAGCUAAUAUUUGUUAAAUUUUGGCUCUUUUAAGUUUUUCAUAAGGUGACUAAAUUUAUUUUUCUCUCUGAGUGAGCUGGCUUUCUGAUUUGUCCACAUACAGGACACAUUAAUUCCCUGAGCCAGUCAGAAGGCAGCUAUUCAGAAAUGCCUCAAUGAGCCACUAUAAUUCUGCCAUACUUACUGCUGGAACAACCUCAAUUCUCAUUCAUGGGGCAAGCCCUGUAGAAUUUGUUUUAUACAUCAUUCAGUUUUAAUAAAACAGUGUGACCCAAUAAUGGUUUUUUUUUUUCCUAAAUGCCAGCUUUGCCUUAAUGUAAAUUUCUUCUAAAUUUCUAAGAAUUUAUAUAAGAGGAGAUGACCAUGACUUCUUCAUGGUACCUCAUUUCACAAAUUUCCUUUCUUAAUUAAGAAGUGUUACCUUAUUAAAAUGACCACCAUCAAAAACCAUUCAAAGAUGGUCUAGAUAGUAAGUUUAAAGUUUCAUACCAGCUAUCUAAAAUCAAAUUACAAGUAGACCACAGACCUCCUGCUUUUCUAGAACUUGAAACCUAAAUUAGAAUUUAUAUUUAUUUUGUUUUCCUUAAAUAAAUCGUACGUAUGACCCCAAAAUAGUGAAGUUCAAUGUUCAGCAAGAAAGCUGCUAGAGUUUAAGCCAUUUAAGAGAAACUUGCCUUCAAAAUCAUUGUGUUUCAGAAGCAUUAAGUGAUUAUUGGGUAUUAGUGAUGGUAAAUUUUGUGUUGUUCUUUAUGAAAUGAUAAAUAUAGCUGUUGGGAAUAUCAGUGCUUUUUAAAAGAAGCUACAUUUAACUACUGUAUAUUCAUGUUUAAAGUUAACUUGUGGUUUGACUGUUUCCUGGAUAUUAAAACACAUACCUGUGUGAAAAUGUAUAAAAGUGAAAGGAAGCAUACAUUACUUAGAAGCUAUUAAAACUGAUCUUUUAUCAGGUACUACAUUUCAUUUGGAUCAUUAAAUUUAAUUAAAUGCUUAAUUUAACCCUUUUUACAUUGGGGGAGGCUCUCUUCUACAUAGAGCAAGUGACAGAAUAAUUUAAGUGUUUGUUUUCCUGUUGCAUGAAGGAGACUUAAAUAUUUUUCACAGCAGUGCAGGUGCUGUCAUAUAGUCCAGUGUUCUCAUAGAAGAGUAAUGGAGGCAGUGUCUUAAAGCCUAAUUCUUUUUCUAAGUCUAGGUAGCUAUUACUGGGAGUUUUUGAAAGUUUCGUUUUAAGUAGUCUAAUAUUUUUUAUGUAAAGAUCAUUAAAUUUUGCUAUGUAUAAAUUUUUGUAACCUAACAGUGAAUCAAUAUUUUCUAUCAGUGCCAAGGGCUUCCUGUAGUUAUAUUCAAGUGUUACAAUAAAUAUUUGUAGAUAAUAGAGCCAACAUGUGUAUGCUUAUUUUAAGAUUUUAUCUAGGCAAAAAUAGUUGUGGCUGUACUGAUAGUAACAAAAUAAAAUUAUAGCUUCCUUCAUUUGGUGUUUUAGCAUACAUAAACUUUUUUUGGCUUUGUCUUUGGAUUGGCUGUCUUAAAGUAAUGUAAUAACUAAAUGUAUUGAAAUUUCAUACUAAUUAGUUAACAAAAUGUUUGUUGGAGGGUUGCAUGGUUUGGUAAAAUUAUAUUUAAAGCAAGAAUAAUUGAAGAGAGCUCUGUAAGUCUUUGGAUUGUGUUUUGCAAAAGCUGCAUUUGCUAUAUGAUAUUGAGAUCUCAUAGUUCCAUGGAACUAUACAUUUUUCAAAUCAAAUUUCACUAGUAAUUACUUACGUUAUCAACAGUGUUAGAGAAUAUAUAUGCCUAUGAGAUUAACAGAGCCUAGACUUUUAUUUCAAGAUUUUUGAGACUGACUUGGUGAAAGGACCUCAGAAAGGAACAGUUUGCCUUUCUGAAACUGUCUUAAGUAAAGGUGCUUCAAAGUUA